GUCCUGCCUCUGUGACGUAUUGUCAACAUGUCUGCAGCUCAGUUAAGGCUCCUGGUACCAAACGCAGCUUUCAGCUGUCUGUCAGUUAGGUAUUAAAAGGACCUAACUACACAGCAGGAAGUGGGUGAAGAGUUCAAGAGUUUAAGAGUUGAAGAGUGCAGAGUGUGAGUGUCCAGGCAGAAAACAGCUUGAACAGAGAGGAUCAGAGAGGAGAUGUAUAGAAGCUAAAAGCAUAGGAUCAAAACGAAGGCAGACAAGAGACUGGAGUAAAAUAAAGAGGAGCUUUGCUCAGCGAAGAAGACUGCUGGAACAGAGGUUGGAGAAGGCAAAGUUGAUCAGAAAGAGAAGACUAAAGAAAAACACCACCAUGUCAUACCGACUGUUUGAGGGGAAGGAUCAUGCCUCCAUCUACCAGAAGUAUCGCUUUACGCCUCCAGAUGAGCUCAAGAAUAUUAUUCUUCAAUACCUAGAUAAAAAGAAGGGACAGCCACACGUGCUGGCAGUGGAUCUGGGAUGUGGAACAGGUCAGAAUUCUCGGCUGUUGGCACCGCACUUCAGAGAAGUGGUGGGUAUCGACAUCAGUGAGUGUCAGCUGGAGGAGGCCAGAGCUGUGCCGGGGUACCCCAACAUCACAUACAGGAAGGGGACAGCAGAGGAGCUUCCGUUUGCAGACGGCUCCGUAGACUUGCUGACAGCAGCGUCAGCAGCCCACUGGUUUGAGCCGUCGAGGUUCCUGGCUGAGGCAAUCCGGGUUCUGAAGCCCCGGGGCUGCAUUGCUCUGCUGGGCUUCACUGAUGCUACCACCAGAUUUCACUACCAGGACUGUGGAGACCGACUCAACCAAAUCUACGAAGAGGUGAAGCAGGUGCUGAAGCCAUACACUAGCAACCCGGUAGCUCUAUCUGAGGGUAAGCUGGAGAAGCUGUACUCUGCCAUCCCUUUUCCAGACAAAGAAAGGAUCAAGAGCAUUCAAACAAAGUCUUUCAUCCCGUUGAGGAACCUGGUGGGAUUUAUUGAGACUUGGUCCAUGUUCCAAGCUUACAGGAGGAAAGACCCACAGACUGCUAAUGACCUGCUGCUUAACACUCAGAAGAGGUUUCUGGAGGAGAUGGGUGUCACGUCUCCCGACACUGAAAUAAGGUUGGAAAUGGAAUAUUUCUGUGUCCUGGCGUCAAAACCAGAAUAAUCAACACUAUAGCACUGGAUGUAUGAUUUGAGAGACGUUCGUCCGUGUGUGCAUAAGAUCAUAGAUGUUGCAAUUUACAAUUUAUGAACUGAAACAUUAGGUUUUUGAUGCAUUAAGGAGUGUACUUGUUGAGUGUGGGCAUUCCUUAUUUUUCUUAUGUAAUGAGACAAAUUCUGUGACAAAAGGCUUACAGCCCAAUCCUAAUCCAUAACACACUGCCUGUUGUCACUGGAAAGUAUUUUUAAACCAGUUUACAGUGGAUCUACCUAUAUGUUUAGAUAUCUGUCAAUAGAGCAUCUAUUAAUGACUUUAUAUCCUACCAAUAAUGUAUUUUUGCAAGUUUUCUUAGACAUAGAAUAUGUGUUAUUUUGCCAAGAAACUACUUCUCAAAACAUUUCCCAGUACCACAGCUGAUCCCCUGCAGGUUUAAAUGCACACUGAGAGAUUACAUAAUUCAGAAAUAUAAAUCCUUUUGAAAUUUAACAAGCCUUCCACUGUUGUUGCACAGAAGGGGUCAGGUUUUUUUAGCCAAGCUCUUAAAAACACGACAUGGUUGGUGGUCCAUUUAUUUGUUAUAACUGCUUCAGUGUGGCUCCUUCAUUCAGUCCUAUUUCUCAUUCGUUUGAAAACAGCCUGGCACAAUGCUGAAGUGCCUCAUGCUUGUGAUAGAGCUUUAAAUAAGAAAAUGAAUAAUAAACUUUUUCCAUGCCACAUUUACAGUAUCUGACAAAUGAUGGCCAUGUGAAAUACAAUGCAUUGUUACACAUGAAGAUAAACCACUUAGCAGUAUGUAAAAAAUAAAACCUGUUAUACAUUAUGAAUCUUUUUACCUUUAUACAUUUUGCCGAUAAUACUGUAUAUAUGUUAUGUACUAUUACAAAAUAAUAUAUACUUGUACUGGGUGUAAUGUUGAAAAUGAAUCUCAUCCCAUUUUCCCAGACUUUCAAUCUUUCCUCGAUAGAAAUGUAAGACAUUGUUGAUACGUCGAUACAACUCAUUCCAUUUAUGUUUUGACAGACAACAGAAAAUCACAAAUCCUGCAAAAGUAAAACAACAAAUAUCCAACUGGUCAUCAGUCAUGAGUUAGUACAGGUGUAAAAUGAUAAUAGUAAAAAUUCUUAAGUGAUAGAAUUGAGGGCAACCAGACUUCUUUUAAGUUUCUUGCAAUGGAGAAAGUUUAAAUGUAUGAAAUGUAACUAUAGUAAAUAUAAUCAAAAGUUUUUGGUGCUUGAUUUGAUUUUGAACAGAAUGAACAAACAAUAAAUAAAAUGAAAUGAA
Lates calcarifer (barramundi perch) is the source of this 2464-nucleotide messenger RNA. RefSeq lists its product as uncharacterized. The coding region runs from base 368 to 1186 and encodes 272 amino acids. The record is from RefSeq and is a predicted model, not a curated record. NCBI's taxonomy places the organism in Eukaryota, Metazoa, Chordata, Actinopteri, Centropomidae. The transcript is spliced from 7 exons. Gene Ontology annotation, molecular function: S-adenosylmethionine-dependent methyltransferase activity.